Lepus europaeus (European hare) is the source of this 2346-nucleotide messenger RNA. RefSeq names its product UDP-N-acetylglucosamine pyrophosphorylase 1 like 1 (gene UAP1L1). Lineage: Eukaryota; Metazoa; Chordata; Mammalia; Lagomorpha; Leporidae. The record is from RefSeq and is a predicted model, not a curated record. Bases 1 to 1524 code for a protein of 507 amino acids. Gene Ontology annotation, biological process: UDP-N-acetylglucosamine biosynthetic process. The transcript is spliced from 9 exons. Gene Ontology annotation, molecular function: UDP-N-acetylglucosamine diphosphorylase activity.
AUGGCCUCGGAGCGGGACGUGCGCGCCCGGCUGCAGCUGGCCGGCCAGGAGCACCUCCUGCGCUUCUGGGCCGAGCUGGCGCCGGGGCCGCGCGCCGCGCUGCUGGCCGAGCUCGAGCCGCUGGACCCCGCGGCGCUGCGCGAGCACUGCCGGCAGGCGGCGGCGGCCUGCGCGCGCCCUCCGGGCCCGGACCCCGGCCUGGCCGCGCGCCUGCGGCCCCUGCCCCCGGAACGAGUGGGCAGCGCGAGCCGCAGCGACCCCGAGACGCGGCGGCGCUGGGAGGAGGAGGGUCUCCGCCAGAUCGCCCUGAACAAGGUGGCCGUCCUGCUGCUGGCCGGGGGACAGGGCACUCGUCUGGGUGUGGACUACCCCAAGGGCAUGUACCGCGUGGGGCUCCCCAGCCGGAAGACCCUCUACCAGCUGCAGGCCGAGCGGAUCCGGCGCGUGCAGCAGCUGGCCAGCCAGCGCCACGGGGCGCGCUGCACGGUGCCCUGGUACAUCAUGACCAGCGAGUUCACGCUGGGGCCCACGGCCGCCUUCUUCCGCGAGCACGGCUUCUUCCAGCUGGACCCCGCCAGCGUCGUCCUGUUCGAGCAGCGCAUGCUGCCCGCCGUGAGCUUCGAGGGCAGGGCCAUUCUCGAGCGCAAGGACAAAGUCGCCAUGGCCCCAGACGGCAACGGUGGCCUGUACCGCGCGCUGGCGGACCACCGCGUCCUGGAGGACAUGGAGGUCCGCGGGGUGGAGUUUGUGCACGUGUACUGCGUGGACAACAUCCUGGUGCGCCUGGCCGACCCCGUCUUCCUGGGCUUCUGCGUGCUGCGAGGAGCCGACUGUGGCGCGAAGGUGGUGGAGAAGGCACAGCCCGAGGAGCCCGUGGGUGUGGUGUGCCAGGUGGACGGUGUCCCCCAGGUGGUGGAGUACAGCGAAGUCAGCCCUGAGACCGCAGGACUGCGGGCCCCGGAUGGGGGCUUGCUCUACAACGCAGGCAACAUCUGUAACCACUUCUUCACCCGAGGCUUCCUCCAGAUGGUCACCAGGGAGCUGGAGCCUCUGCUGCCAUUGCACGUGGCGGUGAAGAAGGUCCCGUACGUGGACGACCAGGGAGCUCUGGUGAAGCCGCAGACACCCAAUGGGAUAAAGAUGGAGAAGUUUGUGUUCGACGUGUUCCCGUUUGCCAGAAACUUCGUGGCCUUUGAAGUGCCGAGGGAGGAGGAGUUCUCCCCGCUGAAGAACGGGGAGCCGGCCGACAGGGACUGCCCCUCCACGGCCAGACGCGCCCUGCUCUCUCAGCACUACCGCUGGGCUCUGCGGGCCGGGGCCCGCUUCCUGGAUGCCCAGGGGGCCCGGCUCCCCGAGCGGCCGUGCUUGCCCCAAGAUGAAGACCCUCCGGCCAUCUGUGAGAUAUCGCCCUUGGUUUCUUACGCCGGAGAGGGUUUGGAAGUGUAUCUGCGAGGCCGGGAGCUGCAGUCCCCAUUCAUCCUGGAUGAGGCUCGGGCCAGGGAGCUGCUGCCACAGGAGCCCUGACCACUCCCAGACCGCCCGGCCCCGGCUGGGGCGCAGAGUGCUCCUGGCCUCCAGCCUGCAAACACAGCCUUGCUUCUGGAGGGCGGGCCCCUCCUGUCCACCUGACUGCUGGCCUGGAACAGGAUGCUGGGGGCUCUGGCGUCCCACAGUGCAGCGGCCGUGCCUUUGGGAGCCAGCCCUGGCCGCCACGUGGGUGCAGCUCAGCCAGGCUGGGGUGCGCCCCCCCCCCCAAGAGCCGGUGACACCGACGACGGUGGCCCGGGCAGGUGCUGAUUUGUCAGGCGUGGAGCUGGGCACGCCCCUCGCCGCCCCUAGGGCCCAGGCUCCUCCCCAGCUCCCUGUGAUGAGGGUGCGGGAGCCCGCUGGCCGGCCGCUUGCCCCGCGCUGUCACCCAGUAGUGUGGACUUGCUCCUUCCUUCCCCCUGACGUGAGCGGCGGCCACGACACAAGUCAGGGUGUGUCCCGCCCUGCCGGCCCCCGCUCAUCCCGACCGUGCCUUGUCUUCUGAGGGUGGGCUUAAAGGCAGGGCGAAGCCCCGCCCCCAGGCUCAGCCCCUCGCCAGCAGGUGCUCUGCGGAGCUGACCGCGGUAGCUGCGCCCUCUCUCCUACGCAAGGACAGGUGCUGAAACAACUCACUGUCUAAAACUGCAGAUGGCUAUCAACCUCACGGAGAAUGGUAUAAAAGAAAAUCAGCAACCCAGAGGCCCCGUGUGUCCUUCCCCGUCUCCCCGGCGGGCCUCUCCCUCCCUCGGCUACAGGACGUGGAGCCCAGGGACGCGGCCCCGCCCGGGGUGGCCCAGGUCACCGCCCUCGCACGCCGCG